Molecule: messenger RNA, 5244 nt
Organism: Symbiodinium natans
Lineage: Eukaryota; Dinophyceae; Suessiales; Symbiodiniaceae
Source: the annotation of a GenBank genome assembly
AUGUUCAACCAGUCGAUCAACUCCAGCCAUCCAUUUAGGGAAAUCAUUGUGCUGUCUGGCAAGUCUGCCACGCAAAUCAUGCCGAAUGGGACCGAGGAGAUCUUCGACACCCCGAACGGCGAGACGCGGGUGCAGUUCCGUAAAGCCCACAAGCGUCUCUACUUCGCCAUGUGUGAGCUGGCAUCCUUGGCGACGACACCUUACUUUGCUUUCACCGACAUUCACCACAUCAUCGCAGGUCCUACAUUCAUCCUGGCCAAUGCGACAGGCGCGCCCGUCCUCCCCUACAUUAACACCGGCUCAUCCUUCUGCGCUGAUCGCACAGAGUGUAUGCUCACCCUGCAGCAAGCCGAAGAACUCUUCGGCAUCCAGCUCAACUUCCACCAUGACACCUUUGACGUGGUGUUCCACACCGCCGAGGUGCAAGCCUUCUGCGAAGACUGGCGGGUGGCAACCAAUGCCCUAGGAACGUACUCCAACUGCAGCUUUCAAUUUGGGCCGACUGCCGAUGACUUCUUUGCCUGGCAGAUCUCCAUGGGAAUGCUGCUGAACUACGUGCCCAAGGACAAGGAGAAAGUUGGCUGGCGUUCGAUGACCGCUUCGUGGGAGCCUGCCGCUGUUGAUCUCCGAUCUUGUUCGGUUUAUCAUCAGCAGCAGUACGACGAGGUAAUGGGCAACAUCUCGAGCUGCAGCGUCAUCAUUGAAGAUGCUGAUGCCUGCAAUGCAGAGCCGAACUGCACGUUCCGCCCGAUCUUCCAAUCGGGAAAGUGCAUGGUGAAGCCCCAGAAUGAGUUCACUUGGAUGCCACAGCCUAUCUACACCACAAGUACAACUUUUGGUGGGACUACAACAGUUACAAACACUUCCACCGCCACAGCCACCUCCUCAACAUCAGGAACUGCCACUGCCACGACUUCAACCUCAGUAACGCACACGACCACUACCUCUUUUACAGGGACUUCAACAAGCAGCUUCACGGCUACCACAAGCACGACGGGCACCAUGACCAGCACAACGACAGCUACCAACACCCUCACCACGACAACCUCAGGAACGCACACGACCACCACCUCUUUCACAGCGACUUCAACUAGCAGUUUCACGGCCACCACAACCACGACGGGCACUAUGACCAGCACAACAACGUCCACUAAGACCCUCACCACGACAACCUCAGAAACGCACACGACCACUACCUCUUUCACAGCGACUUCAACUAGCAGUUUCACGGCCACCACAACGACGACAGGCACCAUCACCACCACAACAACGUCCACCAACAGCUUCACGACCACAACUUCCGGCACACGCACAACUACUACCACUUCCACAAUCACUGCAACCACCACUUCCACAGUCACAGCCACGACAACAACAAGCAUUACUACAACCUCCUCCACAACCUACACCAUCACCACUUCCACGACCGUUUCGUCUACAUCGAGCUCAACCUCAACGACCUCUGAAACAAGCACAUCCAUCACUGUGUCGUCCACUUCCACUACAAGCAUAUCCACCAGUAGCUCAACAACCACCUCCACGACAGUCUCCAGCACUAGCACGACGUCUUCGACAAGCACUUCUUCCACAAGAACUCUGACGUCGACGUCGACAGUUACGGCCACAACCACUUCCGUCACAAGCACCUCCUCCAGCAGCAGCAAGACAAGCACAACGACCUACACUUCAAGCUCUACAAGCACGACCGCAACAAUGACACACACAUCGUCUGUUACCAGCACUUCCUCCACUGCAACGACCGCCACCUCAACGAGCACAUCCGUUACAAGCAGUUCGUCGUCCACGACCUCGACGACCUCCACCUCCGAGACCUCCACGAGCACAUCUCGCACGAGCACAUCCACCUCCUUUACAUCCUCCUCAACAAUGUCAACCAGUGUUACAAGCUCUUCCACCUCUUCCUCUUCCACCACAUCGGCGACCUCCUCAAGUACCUCGCGCACGAGCAGCUCGAGCUCGACCACCUCAACCUCAACAAGCAGUGCCACGACAACGUCGACCACGGCGACUUCGACGACCACAAUGUCCACCACAACCAAAACAGCGACGUCCACGAGCGUGACUACCACACUUACAACAUCGACGAGCUCAAGUGCUACAACUACCAAGACCACGAAGACAGCAACGUCAACAUCGGGUACGUCUACAUCUUCAGCAACAUCUACCUCCACAACCACUUCGACAAGCACCACAACCUACACGAAUACGACCAGUACCACCCAGACGACAACAACUUCUUCGACGUCCAGCAAGACAAGCACCUCGUCAACGGUUUCAACAACAACCUCAACCCUGAGUUCCACGUCAUCCACGACUACGACCGAAACCCUGACAAGCACCACAAGCUCGACCACGUCGUCGUCGACAACAUCGUCCUCGACGACGUCGAGCACUUCCUCCAGUAGCAGCUCUAGCUCAAGCACCUCAUCGUCCUCAACUUCGAGUACCAGCACAUCGACCUCUUCAUCAUCGUCUUCCAGCACCUCCAGCACAAGCACCUCGGCAACCCAGACCAGCUCGACGAUGACGAUGUCCUCCACCAGUACAGCGACGAAGACCAGCACCAGCAAAACCUUGACGACCUCGUCAACGAUGACGCUGACCAGCACCAUCCUCCCUGGCACCUGCCCUCCACCCUCGCUCAACAAAGACUUCUUUAAUGUGUCGGAGUGCAUCGACCAGUUUCCCGGCUCCAGUUGCUUCGUGACUUGUGCUGAUGGAUGGUUCGGCCAGCCGGAACAGUACCUCUGCACCGUCCAGGAGAUUUACACCGGCGUUGCGCCAUUCUGCGUCACCACCACCUCCACCACGACGGUCACAACGACGAGAACAGAGCUUGUGAUCUGCACGGACGGGCUUCCCCUGGGCGUGGGCCUGGACACUUCUGGCUGCUCCGGACAGGUCGUGAGUGGGGAGAUGUGCACCGUGAGCUGUGCCAGCGGAUAUAGCGGAGCGUCGGAGAUCUACAUGUGCAACCCUUUCACGGGAAGGUUUGAUGGUACACCGCCUGCCUGCGAACAGCUCCGAUGCAAUACUCGGGGUCUGCCAAGCAGUGGGCUCUACGACAUCACCGGCUGCACGUCUCCCGCACCCUUGCUCGGAGCCUUUUGCGUCGUCUCCUGCCUCGCCGGCUACGUCCCUGCGGAUGCGUCUUACGAGUGCCGGAGCGACCAGGUCCUGGUCGGGGCGCCGCCCACGUGCAACAGGCUGCCCUGCGACACGGCCACGCUGCCCAACGCUGCAGGCCUGGAUGUGUCCGGCUGCCUGAAUAAGUUUGCCGGAGAUUCCUGCAGCAUUGGCUGCCUUUCAGGCUAUUCUGGAGUUGCCGACACCUUUCAGUGUGACCUGUCCGGGCAGUUCGUUGGGACAGCUCCCUACUGCAUUCUCAAGGAGUGCUUGAUCCCGACUUUCUGGAAAGAAGACCCGUCCUUCAACACUACGUGUGCCGGCACAGAGCAUGGCGACAACUGCGUGGCGCAGUGUCAGCAAGGCUACUCAGGCAUGCCCACCGGCCUCGUCUGUGAGAAUGGACAGCUCCGCGGCCAGCUCCCGCAAUGUGUGGGUCUUCCUUGCUCCUUCGAGGGAUUCCAGUUUGGCACUGGCGAAGUGGCGACAGACUGCUUCUCCACAACGACCGGACAGAGCUGCCAAGUCUCCUGCAGCCGCGGCUAUGACCUUGUAGGUGACCCGACUAUCUACUGCCUACCAGACGGCAGCUUCAGCCCAUCAACGUCGGCGUGCAACCCAACCACCUGCGGAAGCUUGGAGGUUGUGCAGCCUUUCUCUCCGAUUUGGGUCGGCGACUCCUGCGAAGUCAUGUCUUUUGGACAGGUGUGCACGGCUUUCUGUGAGAUGGGAUAUGACAUCGUUGGCAACGCAACCGUGCUUCUGUGUGAUGAUGCACCUGCCAGCAGUGCCGGGUUUACUGAGUUCGUGCCGGGAACCGCCCAGAGCUUUCCGGCCGUGGAGUCCACUGGGCCGACCUGUGACCCUCGAAACUGCACCAUCGGCAUCCCGAACGUUCUGGGUGCCACGUCAGACUGCCCUGGCAAGGUGACGCGGGAGACUUGCGCUGUGACGCCAAACCUGGGCUACGCGAUUGCACCGGGCAACAUUAGCACAUUGCUCUGCCAGCCAGAUGGCGCUUUCAACCAGACGGCCCCCGACAUUGUCAUUGCCACCUGCCCUGACCCCUCCUUCGCCACCGGCAUUGGUAGCACCUGCCAGAGCAAGUUGGUUGGAGCCGAGUGCUGGGCCUAUUGCCAGCUGGACUGGAUUGGCACACCGAUGCGGUACCAAUGUGUGGCCAAUGAAACCUUGAAUGCAGUUCAGGUCCAGGCCAUGGGCACUGCAAUGGAAUGUGCAUGGAACGGGACGGGCCCCGCACCGGCACGUCGGCUGCAAUCUCUCGAUCCUUGCACCGCUGCCUCGGUCACGUCGGUUGGACUCAACUUGCCGCAGUUCUUCAACGAUUGCGAUGGCAAGGCGCACGACGAUGUCUGCAUCGCCCACUGCAACUUCGGGUGGAACAUGGUUGAGACCGCCCCGUCCAUUUUCGUCUGCAAGAGCGGAACCCUCGUAGGCUCAGCGCUUCCUACCUGCACCCCAAUACCUUGUCUGUAUGGUUUCCCGGACGCCCUGGGAGUGCAACAUGACUGCGAUGGCGUCCGCACGGCCGAAACAUGCACGGCCACGUGUUCCGUCACAGGCUACACGUAUGCUGCAGGGAACGCGGCACAGGUCUUCACAUGCCAGCCGGGUGGAUCUGUUCGAGGCACAACUCCUACGUGCGAGCGCAUCUCUUGCACGGACUUGUCGGUGUCGCCGAUGUUUUCGCACAACUGCGUGGGGAAACGGUACCAGGACACCUGUGGUGUGAGCUGUGCCACCGGCUACCAUCUGACAGGCUGGGGCUCGCAGUUCAUUUGCCAAGCGGAUGGAACAUACUCGGGCUCCCUACCAGCCUGCUCUGGGAAUCCAUGCACCGCCGACCUGCCGCCUUCGAGCCGGAGUUGGUCGGCCGAUGGCUGUGACACGCUGACCACAGGCCAAAGCUGCAGCGUGAGCUGCCGGCCGGGCUUUAAUCCGUCAACGACGACCCUCACCUGCGCCACAUCAGGUCGACUGGAGGGGGUGCUUCCGACUUGUCGACCGACACCUUGUCCCGCCAACGCGGCGCUGCAGCAGACACAGCUGGCGCACACCUGCGCAGCCAGGGGCUGA